Messenger RNA from Blastocystis hominis, 273 nucleotides. RefSeq lists its product as hypothetical. The record is from RefSeq and is a predicted model, not a curated record. NCBI's taxonomy places the organism in Eukaryota, Bigyra, Opalinata, Blastocystidae.
AUGCCGUGCGGGCACGUGUUCCACGCGGACUGUCUGAAGUCGUGGAUCAUGCAGAAGCAGAGCUGUCCUACCUGCAAUAAGUCCCUUCUCGACGAAGAACCGCGGGAGACAGUGGCGGUCGAGGACCCCACCGUGACGGCGGCGGCGGCGGCGGUGCGGGAGAUCGCGCGGGUGAACGUGGAGACGCAGCUGCGCGCGCUGGGGUUCGGCGAAGAGGAAUUGCCGCGACGCGUGGAGGAACUGAUGCAGGAAGCCGACAAGGCGCGCUGCUGA